This is a messenger RNA of Actinia tenebrosa (Australian red waratah sea anemone), 822 nucleotides long. RefSeq lists its product as uncharacterized. Lineage: Eukaryota; Metazoa; Cnidaria; Anthozoa; Actiniaria; Actiniidae. The record is from RefSeq and is a predicted model, not a curated record.
AUGGGAAUAAUAUCCAAAGUGGAAACAAGCAAAUGGGCCACACCCAUAGUUCCCGUACUCAAGAAAAACGGAAGAGUGAGAAUGUGCGGAGACUUUAAGCUCACAGGUAAUCCCCAGCUUGCAGUGGACCAGUAYCCGUUACCCAGGAUAGAAGAUGUGUUCGCAUCUUUAGCAGAUGGAGAAAAGCUCACAAAGAUCGAUUUGAGGCAAGCCUACCUACACAUGGAGAUGGAAGAAAACUCAAAGAAGUAUUUAACUGUGAAUACGCACAAGGGUCUAUACCAGUUCAACCGGAUGUUGUUUGGAAUCGCGUCUGCAUCAGCAAUAUGGCAUAGGAGUAUGGAACAGAUUCUGCAAGGAAUACCAUCAGCCCAAUGCAUCCUAGAUGACAUGAUAAWAACUGAUGAGGUCGAAUACUGUGGACACAAGAUAGACAAGCACGGUAUACACAAGACAGAAGAAAAGAUUAAAGCAGUGCGUGAUACCUCAACACCCAAGAACGUAACUCAGCUUCGUGCAUUCAUUGGCCUCGUGAAUUAUUACCACAAAUUCCUACCAGACCUAGCCUCGGUAAUGAGACCACUCCACCAGCUACUGGAGCAUGGUAAAACAUGUGACGAAGCCCUCGAGAAGGUAAAAGAGAUGGUCACGUCAGAUUUGGUAUUGUGUCAUGAUUCCAAGAAGCCUAUCCGCUUAGCAUGCGACGCGUUACCGUAUGGAGUCGGCGAAGUUUCUGUCCCAUAUCAUCGAUGGACAAGAAAGACCAAUAGCAUUCGCUUCUCGCACCUUAACGAAAGCAGAGAGAAACUACUCUCAAAUUAA